This is a messenger RNA of Salvelinus namaycush (lake trout), 849 nucleotides long. Its product is annotated as dolichyl-diphosphooligosaccharide--protein glycosyltransferase subunit DAD1-like. Gene Ontology annotation, cellular component: oligosaccharyltransferase complex; membrane. The record is from RefSeq and is a predicted model, not a curated record. The transcript is spliced from 3 exons. Gene Ontology annotation, biological process: protein N-linked glycosylation. Bases 227 to 568 code for a protein of 113 amino acids. NCBI's taxonomy places the organism in Eukaryota, Metazoa, Chordata, Actinopteri, Salmoniformes, Salmonidae.
AGGACACUGAGGUAUAGGUUUAGGGUAGGGACGUCCCAAGGAUUCCGGAUAACACUAACCUUUUCCCGUUCGCAGUUUUGCAAUAGACGAAACGUUUGGCAGCAGAAUCGGCGUAAUGAAUACACCCCAGUUUCAGUGACACGUCAUUUUUGUGCGGCGUCUGACGGAAGCGACUUACAUCUUGAUUCUCUUUGCACGUUUUGGGUCUUUUUGUUCAUAAGAAAACAUGUCCAACUCGGUAAUUUCAGUUAUUUCUCGAUUCUUGGAGGAAUACAGGACCAAAACAUCGAAUAAAUUGAAAGUGGUCGACGCCUACCUUUUCUACAUCUUGUUAACUGGUGCAUUGCAGUUUCUGUACUGCUUGCUGGUUGGCACCUUCCCAUUCAACAGCUUUCUGGCCGGGUUCAUAUCUUGUGUUGGAGCCUUCAUCCUGGGAGUCUGCCUGCGUAUCCAGAUCAAUCCAGAUAACAAAGGAGACUUCCUGUCCAUAUCCCAGGAGAGGGCCUUUGCCGAUUUCUUAUUAGCCCACACUGUCCUGCACCUCGUGGUCAUUAAUUUUAUUGGUUGAGAAACUAAUGAUUUGAACCCUCAGACCAGAUUAACAACAGACUUGACCAAAAUGCACCUGUCACCUCAAGACAACAUUCAUACAAUAAGAUUUUGCCACCCUAAUUUACCCUAACUGUAAGUGCAUGGGCCGAUCAAUAAUGACUGUAAUAAUACCCACAUCUUCUACAAAUUUCUGUCACUCAACUGUCAGUUUCUCAAAUAAUUAUUUUGUACUGUUUGUAUGAUUGUUGCAAACCACUUGAGAUUGUUGAAAUAAAAUAAAAAUAAUUGUUGAAGAAA